ACAGUAGUCAGUGUUGUUGUUGUUGCAAUAGAGAAACAUUUCCCAUAAGCACACAUGAGACAGCAGCAAAGGGAAUAUUAACAAAAUCCAGGCAAAAAAUAUGAUGCGGAGCAAAUAUAAAUAUACAAUAUUGAGAAUAAAGCAUACAAAGCGACGACGCAAUCGAAUUACCGCCAAUCUCAUGGAAGUUCAGGCGGUAAACAAUCUGCACAGCACUGCGGCCCUGCUGUCCUCACUGCAACAAGGCAGCAAUCCCGCCAGCCCGAACUCGACGCCCAGGAAGACGGCAGCCAAGGCGGGCGGCGCCUCGGCCAAGAAGCCCACAACAGAAGUCGCCAUCCUCGAGCAGUUGAGCAAGCAGCAGCAGCAGCAGCAGGAGCGAGAGCACAGUCGCGACUGCGUGAGUCCGGCGAGCUCCAACUCGGAGCUGGAGAAGGACUUCAAUGAGUUGCGCGAAUUGAACGGCUCGCUAACGGGCAGUGGCAGCGUUGGCAAAUCAAAUGGUUCGCUUAGCGGCAACUCAUCCACCAAUUCGGCGGCACCGGGCUCCAAUGGAGUCGCGUCCACGACUCCGGCAACGAAUGGCAGCGGCCAGCAGCCGGUAGGCGCCGCCAAUGCCACCCAUCCUAAGAAACGCAUCUCGAGCAGCCGCACGCCCACACGCAAGGCGCAUCGCAUCAAAUUCUAUCGCAAUGGUGAUCGCUUCUAUCCGGGCAUCACCAUACCCGUCUCCAAUGAGCGCUAUCGUUCCUUUGAGAGCCUCUACGAGGAUCUGACGCGCCUGCUCGAGGAGAAUGUCAAAAUACCGGGUGCUGUGCGUGCCAUCUACAAUAUGUCCGGCAAGAAAAUCACCGCCCUGGACGAGCUAGAGGAUGGCCAGAGCUACGUGUGUUCCUGCAAUAACGAGAACUUCAAGAAAGUGGAGUAUAAUACCAGCUCACAGCCUUUGGCCAAUUUGACGCUGGCGAACAACAGUCGGUCCACCAAUCAGCGUCUGGCCAAGCUGCAGCGUCCCGUCUCGCCGCUAAAGAAUGGAGCGUUGGUCAACAGCACAGGCAGCAACAAUGCACCUGCGGCCAAUGGAGGAGAUAGUGCAGUGCAUCCGCGAAUCGUGACGCUGAUAAGGAAUGGUACGAAGCCACGCCGAAUAAUGCGACUGCUGUUGAACAAGCGGAACAGUCCCAGUUUCGAGCAUGUUCUGACCGCCAUAACGCAAGUGGUCCGCCUGGAUACGGGCUAUGUACGCAAGGUGUUCAGACUGUCUGGGGCAUCCGUGACGCAACUGGCUGAUUUCUUUGGGCCGGAGGAUGUCUUCUUUGCCUAUGGUACGGAGCGUGUAAACACCGCCGAGGAUUUCAAAUUGGAAGCAGAUGAGCAGCGCGCCAUCAAUGCCAUACGCAAGACACUGCGCACAGCGGGCACUACAUGCAAGGGACCCAAGCCUAAGAUGCCGGUUAAAAACAAAAAGGUUUAUCCGGCCGAGACCGCACGAGCGCGAGAAGCCGGCGAAUCUGUCACCUCAGAAGAGGACGACCAGGCGACACUACUUAGGAAUACGGGCGUUGAGAUUGGCGAUCUGCCCGUCGCUAUACGAGACAAUUACACUCUGGGCAAAAUGAUUGGCGAUGGCAACUUUGCCAUUGUGCUAAAGAUCAAGGAUCGACAGACGGGCUUGCCAUAUGCCCUCAAGAUCAUUGACAAGAGCAAGUGCAAGGGCAAGGAGCACUACAUAGAUGCCGAAGUGCGUGUCAUGAAAAAGCUGCAGCAUCCCCAUAUAAUAUCGCUCAUCAUGGACGUCGAUCAGGUGACAAACAUGUACCUGGUGCUCGAGUAUGUCAGUGGUGGCGAUUUGUUCGAUGCCAUCACACAGGUCACACGCUUCUCGGAAAGCCAAUCACGCAUUAUGAUCCGACAUUUAGGCUCGGCCAUGUCUUAUUUACAUUCCAUGAGCAUUGUGCAUAGGGAUAUCAAACCGGAAAAUCUUCUGGUGGAACUGGACGCGUCUGGUAAUGUUGUCCAACUAAAAUUGGCCGACUUUGGACUGGCCUGUGAGGUAACCGAACCGCUCUAUGCCGUGUGCGGCACUCCCACCUAUGUGGCGCCCGAAAUACUGUUGGAAGUGGGUUACGGCUUAAAGAUUGACGUUUGGGCUGCUGGCAUCAUAUUGUACAUACUGCUCUGCGGUUUUCCGCCUUUUGUUGCGCCUGAUAACCAGCAGGAGCCGCUGUUUGAUGCUAUCAUCUCGGGCGUUUAUGAGUUUCCCGAUCCCUACUGGUCGGACAUUGGCGACGGUGUGCGCGAUCUAAUCGCCAAUAUGCUGCAGUCAGAUCCGGAUGUUCGUUUUACCAGCGAAGAUAUACUAGAUCAUUAUUGGACAAUGGACAAUGAGAAUAACGGCUGCGGUGGUGGCGAUGGUGACUUUAGCAGAUGAAUCGUAGCCGUUUGGGGUGUUUAAGCAGCAGUUACGCCUCGAAAGACGACAUCUAGUAGUUUUUGUAUUAUGUAAUUUAGCGCUAUUCUAUAGGCCUUAAUUUAUUAUUUAUACAAAUUAACACUUAAACUACGGCACACAUUGUCGUUAAGAAAGAGCAACAACAAACGAACUAGAGGACAUAGAACAACGUGAACGGAACAGAAAGACGUUGCAGACAGUUUUCAGAAAUUCCAAUUUCCAGACCGUUUACGGUUCGCUACUUUAUAUUCUUUCAACGCAUAUAUAUAUUUUUUAAAGAAAGGUACAUUUACAUACAUACAUAUAUUUUAUUGGU
Messenger RNA from Drosophila novamexicana, 2768 nucleotides. RefSeq names its product serine/threonine-protein kinase GA29083. NCBI's taxonomy places the organism in Eukaryota, Metazoa, Arthropoda, Insecta, Diptera, Drosophilidae. Gene Ontology annotation, biological process: intracellular signal transduction; protein phosphorylation. The transcript is spliced from 6 exons. Gene Ontology annotation, molecular function: ATP binding; protein kinase activity. The record is from RefSeq and is a predicted model, not a curated record. Bases 101 to 2431 code for a protein of 776 amino acids.